AGAAUCAUAGUGAAAUGAGCAAAUGAGAAAGCAGCAUGAAACCGACGUGUAAUGAUCAGAAAGAGACCAAACGACAGGAGCGCCAACCGUCACGAACGGUCAAGCUUCUGGCAAAAAUGUACCAACCUCCGAGCUCUCAAGCAAGUCCACGCUUCCAUGGUCGUCAACGGCUUCAAUUCAAACUAUUCUGCUAUCAGAGAACUCAUCUUCGCUGGUGCUAUGGCUAUUUCAGGCACCAUAGAUUAUGCCCACCAACUGUUCGUUCAUGUUGCUGAACCAGAUACCUUCAUGUGGAACACCAUGAUCAGAGGCUCAGCUCAGAGCCAGAGCCCAUUAAAUGCGAUUGUUCUGUAUACCCAGAUGGAAAAUCGGCAUGCAAGGCCCGAUAGCUUCACUUUCCCGUUUAUACUCAAGGCCUGCACUAAGCUUUCUUGGGUUAAGAUGGGUAUGGGGAUUCAUGGGAAGGUUGUGAGGUUCGGAUUUGAGUCGAAUACGUUUGUUAGAAAUACCCUUAUUUAUUUCCAUGCUAAUUGUGGGGAUUUGAAGAUUGCGAGCGAGCUUUUUGAUGCUUCGGCGAAGAGGGACGUUGUGCCAUGGUCAGCUUUGACAGCAGGAUAUGCAAGAAGGGGGAAGUUGGAUCAGGCCAGGCAACUUUUCGACGAAAUGCCUGUUAAAGAUUUGGUUUCUUGGAAUGUGAUGAUUACAGGGUAUGCAAAGCAAGGGGAGAUGGAGAGUGCAAGGAAGCUCUUUGAUGAGGUUCCGGAAAGAGAUGUGGUGACUUGGAAUGCAAUGAUUGCAGGUUAUGUACUUUGCGGGUCGUAUGAGCAGGCACUGCAGAUGUUCGAGGAGAUGAGCAGUCUUGGAGAAAAGCCUGAUGAAGUGACCAUGUUGAGUCUUUUGUCUGCUUGCACAGAUAUUGGAGAUUUAGAUGUUGGGCAAAAGAUACAUUCUGCCCUUCUGGAGAUGGGUCGGGGAGAUAUGAGCAUCAUACUUGGAAAUGCGCUUAUAGAUAUGUACUCUAAGUGCGGGAGUAUUGAAAGGGCACUUGAAGUGUUCCAGAGUAUGAGGGACAAGGAUGUGUCUUCGUGGAAUUCGGUGAUAGGAGGUUUGGCAUUUCAUGGCCAUGCUGAGGAAUCAGUUAAUCUGUUUAAAGAGAUGCGAAGGUUGAAAAUCAGGCCAAAUGAGAUCACGUUUGUUGGAGUCUUGGUUGCUUGCAGUCAUGCUGGGAAGGUUGAAGAGGGGCGCAGAUAUUUCAAUCUCAUGAAGAAUAAGUACAAAAUUGAGCCAAACAUAAAGCAUUAUGGGUGUAUGGUGGAUAUGUUAGGGCGUGCUGGGCUACUAGAUGAAGCAUUUGAAUUCAUAGAAAAAAUGGAGAUUGAACCCAAUGCCAUUGUUUGGAGGACUCUGCUUGGGGCUUGUAGAGUUCAUGGAAAUGUCGAGCUG
Molecule: messenger RNA, 1443 nt
Organism: Prunus avium (sweet cherry)
Lineage: Eukaryota; Viridiplantae; Streptophyta; Magnoliopsida; Rosales; Rosaceae
Source: RefSeq, a predicted model, not a curated record